AUGCACAAUAGCGAUGGUGACGACGAAGAUGACGACGAUGAAGUUCCCCAGCCCAGAUUGGCAGGAAGAAAGAAACCUGGCAAGCAAAGCGUCGCCGAAAACACGUUCAAUUUUUUGUUGAGGGAUUACCUCACCUGUAAAGGAUUGCGGGCUUCACCUGAAGACCUCCCAGCACCUCCAUCCUCCUUUGAAAUCAAUCUUUUCCUUGAAGAUAACCAGGGAGGUCCCUCGGUGGAGACUCCCCGAUUCGACUGGUUCAGCACCUUCAAGUCAGCUUGGAACGAUGAAUUGGCGUAUAUGCUGGCAAUGGAGUUUCGCGGUAUCCUUAAUGAGUCAUCUAACUCUGCGUUAUUUGAGGCGGACAAAGAUUUCACCUUGCUGAAGUACAUCAAAGUGAAGCUCGUUUCAACACUCAGCCGUGUUCAUAAAAGCUAUAAGGAUUUCCAGCCCCCACCGGCCAAUGCAAAGGAGAAUGAUGCUCAAAAGAAAUCGCGCCUUCAAGCACAGAAGGCAUUCCAACAAAAGAUGGGACGUCGCUUGAGCUGUCGUAUCGGGACUUUCGAACGACGGGGUGCGAUUAUCAAGAGUCGCUAUGAUGAGAGUGAGGCUCAGAAGGACACAAACUCGACAAAGUUUUGGAAGAAACUCAAGAAGGUCCAUGCAGAGCUAGGCCAAGAUGGGAUGAGCUCCGACGAAACCGACUCUGAACAAACAGGCCUCCAGGCCAAAAUCGUCCAUCACGUUCCGAAGACCUGGCUCAGCCCUGCCAUCUCCGAACUGUGGAAUGCGGUUGAGAAGUACGGCAAAGGUAGACUGAACAGGGUUGGAAAUUCCCCUCACACACGUAUAUUCGAGCCAAGCGCAUUGUUCAGAACCCAACAAUACACGCCGGCGCAGAGACGAUUCUGUGUACCUGGCCUCCCCUCGAAUUACUACUGCGACUUGUGGUUGAGGGGACUCUCGCCGGCACAGCGGGCUCAGGUGGAUCGUAAAUCACCAAGAGAACUCCCUUCAUAUUCCGCCGCAUGCUCUGCUGGUGCACUGGACGCAACGGUUCAUCAGCGAAGAUCGUCCGGAGUAUGUAAUGGCCAAUUUGUGUCAAAUGCUGAGCUUCGUAUUCACAAAGCACGUUCUGACGAGAUAGCCCAGGAAGCCGCCUUGAAGGAAGUUGAGCGGGAUAUUGUGAAGAUGACACUGCUGGACACCCUGUCAACUCCAAAUAAGGAUCCUCAACAAUCCUUGCAUGCGUCAAGCACCAACUCACCUUCAGUCGUUCCCAAAGCCAACACGUCACCUUCUCCGGCGGUCGUUCCCAAAGCCAACACAUCAUCUUCUCCGUCCAGUGGUAUUGAUCGAGAAGAGGGAGCGUUUAGAGUUUUAUACGAUUUUGACCGACAAAUCGACAAUCAUUUCAAGGAGACCAAGACCGUCUUGGCCGAAUGGGAUCCCAACGGUGCACUUCGUCAAUCCAUGGAGGCCCGUUUCUCGACGAGGCGAGAUGCCGCCAAGUUUUUGCAGAUGGAGUGUGCCUGGUUCUCUGACCUGGGAGCAUGCUUGCAAUGUGCUCCAGCGAGAGGAGAUGAUGUCAACAGAUAUUUUAUGAAUGCUAUGAUAGAGCGCACCAAGAACAUUUCCGAAGAAAUUAAACAGCACUUGUCGAAGUGGGAAGAAAUCGAAGUGGAAAAGGAGAAAGCUGAUAACUAUUAUAACACUGAUUGUCAUUUCGAUCAUCCACUCCAAUACCUCAAGCCUGUCGCACUCGUCGUCAUGUUUACUGCGGUCGUGUUGAAUGUCGUCGCUAAUGUCACGCGAUCACCAUGCAAUUUCAUUUUGAGAAUGAUGAAGCAGCUUCUCAAGCUCACCCUCAACGAUUCCAUCUGGAACGACAUUCCUCAAGAUAUUCGAACCGCACGCGAAAAAUUUGACCUAGACCCAGUCACGACUACCUUUGCCACCUGCCUGACAUGCUCCUCCCUGUACGCUCCGACUGAGGUGAACGGCAAACAGACAUAUGCGGCGCAGUGCGCAUUUAAACAUUUCCCAACGAGCCGCGCUUGUAAUGCUCGAUUGACUGAGCUGUGUAUUGAGCGGGGUGUCAGCAUGCGGGCGCCCAUUCGACCAUACGUCAUGCAGAGUUUCACGGACUUCGCUGGGAAACUCUACAGCCGUCCGGGAGUUGAAGAGUUGAUUUGUCGAACACGUAAAUGCAUGGCAAAGGAGGCGGAGAUCCGGGAUAUAAGCCAAGCAUCUGCCAUUUGCAAUUUCAAUUUCAAAGGAGUCGACGUUUCAGCUACGACGCCUUCAACCCCUUUCACAAUAAGGCUGCAGGAAAAUCAGCUUCCGUGGGGUCUAUGA
Laccaria bicolor S238N-H82 is the source of this 2355-nucleotide messenger RNA. RefSeq lists its product as uncharacterized. The transcript has 7 exons. The record is from RefSeq and is a predicted model, not a curated record. Lineage: Eukaryota; Fungi; Basidiomycota; Agaricomycetes; Agaricales; Hydnangiaceae. The coding region runs from base 1 to 2355 and encodes 784 amino acids.